CAAUGUGACAGAUGAUCCAUUAAAUUUUCGUAACAUAAUUUCAUAAAAUUCUUCUAUGUAAAGGGUGUACUUUUCAAAUUGCGCGCUUUGCCAAGGUGGCACGUAUCUAUGAUACAUAACCUUUAUUUCCGUUCAAAGUGGUUUAUUUAAAUAGUACAAAACAAUGUUAAGUUUAAUUAAACGAUCAAAUGCAUUUUUUAGUAGAUGUUCCAAUCAAAUUCAUAAAACUACAACAUUUCAGAGCUUAAACAUUUGUAAACAGUAUUAUCCACAAAUUAAGCAUAUAAACACAUGUAAAGUUUUGUGUCAAAAGAAUCAUAUUAGUGAAUUGCCAAAGAAAAAAAGGCUUCAGAUUAAAAGUCCCAUCACAUGGAAGAGUUUAACAAUUACAAGUAUAUUUGCAGGAGCUCUUAUAUCAUAUAUAUGUUACUUAAAGCGACAAAAAGAUUUAUUCAUAGAAAAGGAAAGAAGACGUGAAAUAGGAAAAGCUGCAAUUGGAGGAAAAUUUGAAUUGAUAGAUUCCAAUGGAAAAUUAGUAAAAUCAGAUGAUUUCUUAGGAAAAUGGAUUAUGAUUUAUUUUGGAUUCACACAUUGCCCAGACAUAUGUCCAGAUGAACUUGAAAAAAUGGCAAAAGUUGUUGAUCUUCUACAGACAAAGCACGAUAUGAUAGUUCAGCCUAUAUUUAUCUCUGUGGAUCCUGAUAGAGAUUCGCCACAAGUUGUUGGAAAAUAUAUCAAGGAAUUCUCUGAUAAAUUUAUUGGUCUCACUGGUUCAAGAGAACAGGUUGCAAAAGUGUGUAAAGCUUAUAGGGUUUAUUAUAGUAAUGGACCCAAGGACAAGGAAUCUGAUUACAUUGUUGACCACACAAUAAUCAUGUACUUAAUAGAUCCUGAAGGCUUAUUUGUGGACUAUUAUGGUCAGACACAUACAGCAGAUCAGAUUGCUUACAGUAUCUAUCUGAAUAAACUGAAGUUUAAUAAACUCCAGCAGGAUGACUCUUCUUGGUUUCCAUCGUUAUCGUUUAAAAGAGAUCCACAGCCUUUGUAAUUUAUUUAUAUUGUAAACAUUGCAUUUCUAUAUAAAUAGAGAAUAUUCUUUAAAUAUUUAGGGGAUGUAUUUAUUCGUUUACUUAAUAAAUUGAUUAAGUAUUGAA
Molecule: messenger RNA, 1154 nt
Organism: Nomia melanderi (Alkali bee)
Lineage: Eukaryota; Metazoa; Arthropoda; Insecta; Hymenoptera; Halictidae
Gene: Scox
Product: Synthesis of cytochrome c oxidase
Biological process (GO): mitochondrial respiratory chain complex IV assembly; intracellular copper ion homeostasis
Cellular component (GO): mitochondrial inner membrane
Molecular function (GO): copper ion binding; copper chaperone activity
Source: RefSeq, a predicted model, not a curated record